Molecule: messenger RNA, 2237 nt
Organism: Hyphopichia burtonii NRRL Y-1933
Lineage: Eukaryota; Fungi; Ascomycota; Pichiomycetes; Serinales; Debaryomycetaceae
Exons: 1
Coding region: 62-2170 (702 amino acids)
Source: RefSeq, a predicted model, not a curated record
CGUUUCUCAAACUCCUUUUGGUCCAAUUGUUAAACCCCCCGAAAAUUAUAUGGAAGCUUCAAUGAGCCAAGGUUUCCAAUACCCUUUCCCUUAUCCCUUUUACAACUUUUCUUACCAUAGUGUUGAUCCAGAUAUCAUUAAAAGAAAACUAUCAAAAAUUAACAUUAAACCUUAUAUCGAUAUAACGUUGAAAUAUAAUCAUAAUAAUCAUAAUCAAAGUAGUAAUGCUUCGGGUCCUGGUCGCAAAAAAAGGAAAACUGAAACUUCCCCUAAAAAACAACAACUCCGUCCAAAAACUAUCCACGAGGUCUUACCUUCAGAUUCCUUUAUCGAUGAAGAAAGCCAAAUGGAUUCUCAAAUUAUACCUUCUGAGGCUCCCGCUCUUGAUAGACCAAUACCGGAAGAACCUAAAACUAUUCAGCAAUCUUUUCAGCCUGAUAUCCCUCAACUCCCUCCCAUAUAUUCCCAACAAGUCACUGAACCUGUGAGCGAACCAACUAUUCAACGAACCCCUGAGAUCCUCUCCAAUUUGCCUUCUUCAAUACCUGGUACUAAAGAACCGACACCGAAUGAUCCAGUUCCAGUAGAAUCAACAAAAGAACCAGUCAGAGAAGAGGCUCCCAAAGAAGUCACCCCAAGGGAAAAUACCCCUAGACCAGCUGAAAACCCUGGAGAUAUUUCAAAAUCGGUAGAGGUGAAGCAAGAGCAUCCAAAUUUAGAAUUAUCAUCACAACCUAUAGAUACCUCGCAAAAUCCAGUGUCCAGUGCUCAAGUUGAUACAGAACCUCAACAGCUAAAACCUCUUCAACCUAAAGGAUCGUAUGAAUCUGAUCAAAAUAAGUUGCAAAAAGCGAAAUCAAAAUCAAAACCUCAAUCUUUACCUUAUCCACCACAAAGUUUGAAAAGUGGAAUUUCAAUUCAGUUCGAAGAUCCAUCAAGGCAACCAAUACCUUACUAUACGAAAAAGAAUACAACUUUAGAAGAUUCUGAUACAUUUAUCGUAAGUAAGCCAGAGGGUAAACCAAAGGAAGGAGUUGACCCAGAAACAUCGGAAUACAUUGAUGAUAAAUCGAUGCUUACACAAAAGCAAGAUUCAGCCAAUUCGAGUGGAUUAGGAUACAUAUUAAAAGACUCAGAAUCAUCAACCAGUGAAGAUGAAGAUUAUUAUGACGAACAGAGAAGACUCGAAGAACCGCAAUUGUCAAGACAAUCAUCAAUAUCUAAAACUGAAGCCAAUAAAGCAGGUAAAAAAGCAGGAGAAUUGACAAUAAUUAGAUCUGAACACGAGAAAAAUCUAGAAACUGAAAAUAAUCAAAAACAAAAUAGAAAAUCAGCGAUAAUACAUCAAUGUCAUUUAAGUGAUCCCAACUCAAAUAAACCAUGUCUAAAGAUAUUUUAUGGUAAGAAUGAAUUAUUAAGACAUCAAGAGUUUGUUCAUGCUACUAAAAAGAAAAUAUAUAAAUGUAUUUACUGUUCAAGAAGUGGCAGUAAAGUACAGAGUUAUCCUCGUCAUGAUUCUUUGGCCCGUCAUAUUAGAAGAAAGCAUGGAGUUACUGGCAAAGAAAAUAAAUUGGCAGUUAAUUAUGCAAAAGAAAACGUUGAAAUAAUCGACGAAAGUGGUGGUGUACCUAAUGAUCAAGAAUUACAUGAGCAAAAUAGCCAACACCAGCUGCCACAAGAUGGUCAAUCACCUUCACCAACCAUUUCCCAACAACAGAAUCUAACCAAACAAGGAGAACAAGAACAUACAGACAAUAAUGACGAUGUGUCCAGUGGAAACAGGAAAAGAAUGUCGAGUGAACCGUUACCUCAUCCACAAUACUUGAACAGUGAUUUCACCAUCAAGUCAUCAUACGCAGGAUUCUUACUGUUUAGCACAAGAGACCAUGUCCCCAGGGGCCCCUAUAAAAAGAAGGAAAAGCCUUCCGCUGAACCAGUGGCACACACCUCACCAUCAGUGAAACCACCCGGCCUCACCUCCCCAGCAUCAACCCCACCGACUAUAUCAUAUCCACAAGCACAACCGUCACAACUGACUUCUCAGCCGCACCACCCUGUGCACGCUUCCUCAAACCCCAUUCCGUCACAAGAACCAUCGCGUCUGCCUUCUCAGUACCCACCCCAUACAUCUUCGAACGAACCUUCUCAGCAUGGGGCUCCUCCUCCAUAGGCUUGUCUAUGUAUAUAUAUAAUCAAAUCAAAAAUGAAAAUAACCAAAAACCCAAAAAUCAAAAUGC